AUGGAGAGCGGUGAUGGAAUACAAUAUGAUAUAACAGAAACUGUCCAACAAUUUCUUGACAUGAUACUCGAACAAAUAAUUACUGGCGUGGAGAAAAAAGAGAGAAAAGACAGUUUGCAAGUCGUUCAUGAAAUAGUCAACGAUAUGUUACGGAAAGCUGUCCAGAUUGCCGAGGAUGAUAAACAUAUAUGUCCAACUGAAACGAAGAUUGAAUACUUGGAGAGUCGUUUAAGUUUAUACGCCAAUUUGAUUAGACGACCAGAGGGAAUUGAGAAGCAAAUUACAAAUGUUAAACCAAGUAUCAGAGCAAUGGUGAUGGAUUACACAUUAAAUGCUAGCAAAGAGCAACAGGACAGCCGGGAGAAAGGUUUUAAAUAUGAAACAAAUGCUAAAAUCUCAGCUGUUAAUUUCAACGACAACACGUCUAAUAGUCAUAUAAGUGCCAGUACCUCAGACGUGAAAAGUUUUGCAGAUCAUUUAGAAGAUUGCACAAAUAGAUACAGAAAUCUACAUGAAGAUAGCAUUAGCUCCCUACGUAAAGAGUGUAUUGACAACUCUGAUGCAAACAAACUUACCGAUGCUAAGGUUUCAGUUAAAGAUGACUUAAUGGAAGAAAAAGUGUUCCCUAAAGUUUCAAAAGUUAAAAAGAUCAAAACAAAAUACGGUAAAGUAAAGGUCGACUUCACUGAAGACCUUAGUAAGGCGGAACUUGAGAGGAUUGUCAAAAAUGCUGUAGAAAUUUCGAAAAAUGCGAAACAGAAUGAAUUAGCGGAAAGUAGGCGACAGAAAGAAACAAGAGGGGGCUUUGGUACAAGAAUCGCUAAUUUCUUUAGACGUCUGUCAUGCUGCAGAAAUAGUGAUAAGAAAUACUAAAUAUAUUAAACCUCUGAUUGAUUUUCAUUUAUAUUGAUGCAUACUACUUAAUGAGACAUUAGUAGGUUUUUACACAUUUGUAUGUUAUGUUAAUAAUCUUUAUUUAAUUAUUUAUUAUUUAUGCAUUUUUUAAAUGCCUUUUCGGCAUACAUAUUGCAAUAUGUAAUUAAAACAACAUAGUUGUUUA
Ruditapes philippinarum (Manila clam) is the source of this 1060-nucleotide messenger RNA. RefSeq lists its product as uncharacterized. The record is from RefSeq and is a predicted model, not a curated record. Bases 1 to 873 code for a protein of 290 amino acids. The transcript is spliced from 3 exons. Lineage: Eukaryota; Metazoa; Mollusca; Bivalvia; Venerida; Veneridae.